CCUUACCUUGUCCCUCCGCCAGCAUAGAAUCGCAAUCUUUCAAGCCGUACAGCUCUGCACGCCGCGCAUUCUACUCGCAGGCCCCCUCGUCAAGUCAGGCAAUCCCUCGUUCUCGAGCCAGCAUGGCCUCUCCUUCCUCCUCUGCGGACGCCGCCCUGGUGGAGGACCUCCUACAUUCACCACCCACACCAAAGUCCCGCCGCACAGUCGUGACAGUCGACGACCUCAAGGAGCGAACUUGCUGGAUUUGUCAGGAUGGGGAUGACGACGACCACGACGACGGCGUCAGUGAUGACACUAGGGAGCAGUCGGAGGUGGAGAACGCUGUUGGCAGUCCCAGCAGCGGCGAGCCCAGCAGCAGAAGUAGAGCCUCCUCCAAAAAAGAAAAACGCACCACCCAUCCCGGGCGCCGCUUUAUCCAUCCUUGUCGCUGCACUUUGGUAGCACACGAGUCUUGCCUGCUACAAUGGAUCUAUCGCAAGAGGACAAACUCGCAGCCCAUUGUCAAGUGCCCGCAAUGCGCUCAUCCUUACACGCUCGUCGCCCCGAAAUCGCGGGGGCUGCGUUGGUUUCAAGUAGGGGACAGCAUCUCUUCCAUGGCACUGGGAGUCGGUACCGUGUUCUUCGGCUUUGGAGCUGCGAGUUGGCUCUGCUAUUCGUAUGGCUCGGGAUUGAUCAAGCUUUGGCUGGGAGGCGAAGCAGCGGCGCAAUUUACUGAUUCGGACACCGUCGGUUGGUACACGGGUGAGCUCGUCGGGGUCCCUGCGCUACUAAUCCUGGCGCGCCUCCAAACGCAAGCCGAGAUCACACGACAGGCCGAGAUCUACCUCGGCACAGCAAUGUGGAUUGUCCCAACGUACAUGCAUCUAUUCCACGCCACCACUUCAUCGUACAUGUCAUGGUCGCGGACGCCCCUCAUCAUCAAGGGUGGCUGGCAAGGCGGACGAUGUCCAGGAUCGCCGAGGGAAGGGUACUGCACCUGGACUGGGCUGUGGGACGCAGUGCGCUCGGCUUACCCGCCUAGCUUCGCCUUGUCUGUCACGAUGCUGGUUUGGGGGAGACACGCGUAUCGGGCGGCGAGAAAGAGAAUAACGGCGUGGCUGCUGCAGCCCCUUGUGGACAAGGCCAAUGCGGCGCAAAAGGCGGCGGAGGAAGAGCAGCAGCAGCAGCAGCAGCAGCAGCAAGCACCCCAGCCAGCUCAGGGACCGCAGGCCCUACCUCGCCCUCUUCCUGAUCAGCCAGUACCGCAGCGACCUCGCCUGCCUGGGCGAGGCAAUCUCAACGACCGCGCCACUCGCCGUCAAUUUGCCAGCACGACCAAGAUCGUCAUCGUCGGCCUCGGAGGUCCAGACGAUAUGACCCAAGUUGAUCCAGACUCUCGCGCCCAGCCUCCACCUUUGGGAACAGAAGCCGUGGUCGAAGAGCCUACCCCACCCGCUGUCGCCCUCGCCGCUGCCAUGGCUGGCGUGCAUCCUCCGGUGUACAGGUCCAUGUACAUCUCGCCCUCGUCGGUACUGCGCCUCGUCUGGGCAGCGCUGGGAAGCCCGUUGGUGGCGACAAUGCUUGGCGCGGCAUUGCAGGGCAUAUCGAUGGGGAUGAAUCCGGGCAACUGGUUGGAGAGACUGUUGGCCGUAUCCGCAUUUCGUGAAGGGAUCAAGGGGGGUAGAACAGCGAAGUAUCAAGGCGUCCGAUCACUCCACUGGCGCAACACCCUCUCCUUUGGCUUGUACGUCGUUGCAUGCGAUGCUGCUAGCCUCGCGUAUCGCUACCUGCGCUUGAAGAGGAGGGCGCAGACUACGGUGCAGGACUUGCCAUUCCAGGGUGGGAUGGUGGAGGGAUUGGAGUUGCGAGAGGAUUGAGAGUGGGAGGAGAGGGAGCGAGAGGCGUGAGGCGUGGCACGUGAGAGGCUUUGUAUCAUAUCGACCAAAAUUGAGCACUGAAACCACGACGCGACGUAAUCCGAUACCACUCAGUCGCAC
Jaminaea rosea is the source of this 1979-nucleotide messenger RNA. RefSeq lists its product as hypothetical. Bases 123 to 1859 code for a protein of 578 amino acids. The transcript has 2 exons. The record is from RefSeq and is a predicted model, not a curated record. Gene Ontology annotation, molecular function: zinc ion binding. NCBI's taxonomy places the organism in Eukaryota, Fungi, Basidiomycota, Exobasidiomycetes, Microstromatales.